GGGUAAGGGGAAGGCAGGAUAUAAACCUCUCAAACAGUGGCUAGUCCUUGUUAACCUGGCAGGGCUGGGGCAGGGGCUCAGGGCCAAAGUCCCAAGGUGGAGUGACUGAGGCAGGAGGAGAGCUGGCUGCGAGGGAUCCCCUCAUCAGAAGCCCCAGUGCUACUGGGAGGACUCAGAAGCUCCUUCAGACUGGUUAGUUCCCAAUCUGCUCUCCCAGCCCCUAGUAAUGUGUUUCUAAGAUGAGCAGCAUAAGUCUCCCGUCCCCCCUCCUAUAGUGUAGAAAGCUGCUCAGAGUUGGAAUCUCUCACCCCCCAUCACACCAUUUUCACUGAGCUGUCAUUAAUUGUGCCUGGUACUCAGCAAGUGCUUAAUACAGAUUAAUUGAUUCCUGGUCAAAUUGAGAAACAAUUGAUAGGAAUCCAGAGGCAAAAGGGCCUAAUCCUGAAUGUGUGGCCCGGAUGGGCCUGAGCCACACACUUCAGAAAGCUCAAGGUCAACCUGGGACUAUGGGGUGAGAUUUUUUUACCUUUUUUUUUUUUUUUUUAAUUCUUAUUUCUCCCUCUUCCCACUCUUAAUCUCUGCCUGGUUGCCUUCUGACCUCUGGAAGAUCUUGGUAGAACCCCUACUGUCUUGGGGGGAGUGAGGAAUAAUGUGUCUCCCCCCAGAAAAAACCUUUUUUCCUUCCAGUUCUUGAACAGCAGAGGGAGAAAUCCAGUAUGUCUCAUCUCUGAGUUCCCCUUCUCCAUCCAUCUCUUCUCUGCUCUGGACACUUCCCUGACCCACCCCACCACAUCCCUGACCCUCUGCCAUUGGGCUCCUGGCUUGUGCCUUGCCUGUUCUCACCCCAUGCCCCGUACUCCCUCUCCCACUCUCGGGCCCUCCUGCACUCCAUCUGUGCCAAGAAGCUGGGUGCUGGGCUGUGUCCUCUCCACCUGACAAGCCCUGGCUCAAGGUCACUGCAGUAAUUCCAUACAAGACUGGCUGGUGCUGCUGCUGCCGCCUUAUCGGCUGCCUGGUUUCUAUUUCACUCCCCUUUAUUCCUGGGCAUAUUGUGUUCGAUAAAACUCUUUGCUUUUAACACUACUGGCAGCACUCCCAGCCUUCUCCCUCCCUCCUUCUCUUCCUCCCUUCCUCCCUCCCUGCAUCUCUGUCUCAUUUCUUUCUCUCUGCUGCACUGGCAUCUCUUCCCCUAUAAUACUGACCCCUUUAAACUUUUGAGAAGUUGAGGGAUAUGGGGAAAGGACCCAGGUACCUUUCCACCUAAGUUUCCUUCCCUCCCCACGUAGAGACUGAUGGAAACAAUCUCUCUUUCAUAUAAACAUCUUCUGGGGAGGGCUUCUCCUUUGGGGGAAACCUGGGAAAGACCCAGCUGGACCCCCAGGUUUGCCUUCUCCUCCCGAGGCUGAUCCUACUGGCAUUUCCUGAGUUAAGCUGGGAGAAUGAAAAGUCCCUUAGGUCCAGUCUGGGCUUGCUCCCUUUCCAUGCAUGGCACAGUGCCUGGGGCAAGAGGGUGAGGGUGGCCCUGCCACAGGCUGGGCUCCUUUGUGGAGUUAUGAUGCCCAACUGGAUUAACUGGUUUUCAUCGACGGCCUUCAGCAGUUGCGUGCAUUUUGGGGGCGGGUUUUAGUAUAAAAAUUUUUCCCAUAUUUAUUCCACCAUCCCAUCCACCCAGCUGGGAGGUGAGGACAGGCUGCUUCUGAGUCACCCACAGUGCGGGGAGGGAGGGAAUAGGACAAGUUGUAGCAGCUGAGCUUCCCCUCAGAAGCCACCCCCCUGCUUCCCUCCCCAAGGACACAGCUCCUGCUCCAGCAAUUCAGUGUCUAUCGACCCCCCUCAGUGGCUGGUUGGGGUCUGGAAGAGGUGAAUGUGAACUCAGUGGGAUUCUUCUGGAACCUCAAGGUCAGGUCUGGGGAUCUAAGGGAGCUGUGCUGGAGGCUGCAAAGAAGCAGUAAAAAAGCUCCAUGAAGAACUCUUCAUAGCAACGGUCCUUUCCCUACUGAGACCAGCAUUCUUUGUCCACGUAUUUCUUGGGGCCAGAACCUGUGAACUUUAAUCCCUUGCUCUAAGUGCUUUCUUUCUGGCUGGGGGAGGGGACGGCCAUCCCCAGUGCCCCCAGCCAUGACGACCUCAGCUCUGAGACGACAAGUGAAGAAUAUUGUGCACAAUUAUUCAGAAGCAGAAAUUAAGGUACGUGAAGCCACUAGCAAUGAUCCCUGGGGGCCGCCAAGCUCCCUCAUGUCGGAGAUCGCUGACCUGACUUUCAACACCGUGGCCUUCGCCGAAGUCAUGGGCAUGAUUUGGAGACGGCUCAAUGAUAGUGGGAAGAACUGGCGUCAUGUAUACAAGGCUCUGACUCUGUUGGACUAUUUGCUAAAGACUGGCUCUGAUAAAGUGGCCCACCAGUGUCGGGAGAACCUCUACACCAUUCAGACCCUCAAAGACUUCCAGUACGUGGACCGUGAUGGCAAGGAUCAGGGCAUCAACGUUCGGGAGAAGGUCAAGCAGGUGAUGGGGCUGCUGAAGGAUGAGGAGAGACUGAAGCAGGAACGGACCCACGCCCUCAAGACCAAGGAGCGCAUGGCCCUUGAGGGCUCCGGCAUAGGCAGCGGGCAGCUAAGCUAUAGUCGCCGCUCCUCCCACUACGGCGAUGAGUUCGGCAGGACCAGAGGAUCCCCUUCUUCAUACAACUCCUCAUCUUCAUCUCCUCGAUUCACCUCAGACUUGGAGCAAGCUAGACCCCAGACCACAGGAGAGGAGGAGCUCCAGCUGCAGCUGGCACUGGCCAUGAGCCGGGAGGAGGCAGAGAAGCCGGUCCCUCCAGCCUCCCACAGGGACGAGGAUCUGCAGCUACAGCUGGCACUGCGUCUGAGCCAGCAGGAGCAUGAGAAGGAGGUGAGGUCCUGGAGGGGAGAUGACUCCCCCUUAUCCAAAGGCGCUGGGGGCCAUGGUCGCCGGGACCAGGACCCCGAAAGAGAAGAGGAAAAGGAAGAAGAGAAACUGAAAACUAGCCAGUCUUCCAUCCUGGACCUUGCUGAUAUCUUUGGACCAGGACCAGCUCCACCCUCCACACACAGUUCUGCUGACCCAUGGGAUAUCCCAGGUCUCAGGUCUACGGUAGAACCUGUUGGCUCCUCUUGGGGACCCUCGGCAGACCCCUGGUCUCCAGCACCUUCUGGGGAUCCUCUGUCUCGGAGCCAGCCUUGGGAUUUGUCCUCUGUUCUCUCAUCUUCGGAACCCUGGAGGCGGACACCUGGGCCACCCCUGUCAGUGGAUCCCUGGGUGAAGGAUUCCCCCCAUCACAAGCCCUCUGGCACAGGGACAGACCCUUGGGGAGCUAGCUUGGACACUCCCAAUACACCCACAGCUCUAGGUGGUUCAGCCUUUGACUUAUUUGCCAAACUUCCAGAAUCAACUGAAGCCAGAGAGGGGCCUGAGAGUGCCCAGACCCUCCCCUCCGUGCGGCCUGGCAGCCCUGACUUAGACCUCUUUGGAGACCCUCUCCCUAGCUCCAAGCAGAAUGGUACAAAGGAGCCAGAUGCUUUUGAUUUGGGAGGACUUGGUGGGGCAUUGACUCAGGCAGGCAAAGAUGGUCGAGCCUGCCAGACCCCUGAGUCCUUCCUGGGACCCUCAGCCUCCUCUCUGGUCAACCUUGAUUCACUAGUGGUGGCCCCACAACCUCCGAAGACAAGGAACCCAUUUCUUUCAGGUCUCAGUGCCCCGUCCCCCACCAACCCAUUCAGUUUGGGUGAGCAGGGAAAGCCAACUCUCAACCAGAUGCGGACGGGAUCUCCAGGGCCCAAUCUGGCCUCCUCAGUGCCUAUGGGUGCUCCCGUAGGCUCAAUGACCUACAGCGCCUCUCUGCCCCUUCCCCUCAGCAGCGUUCCAGCAGGAAUGACCCUUCCUGCCUCUGUCAGCGUUUUCCCUCAGGCUGGCACCUUCCCUCAGAUGCCUGGGACCUUGCCUCAGCCCCUGCUCCCCAUGUCUGGUUCAGUGGGACCCUUGAACCCCUCUUCUCAGCCAGGCACCAACCCUUUCCUUUGAACUCUGCCCUCCUCUUCUCAGCUCUGACUUCUGUCACCUUCUUCCCGCCUUCCUGGAAACAAUUUCCAGUCUCUUCCUAUUGCUUCUCUGCCUCUGUGCCCCGGUCAGCCGCUGGCAGCUGACCAGAGCUUUCCCUGCCCCUGCUUAAGGGGCUGGGGUAGUGGAUAAGGGGCACUGUCCCCAUCCCACUUAGGUCAGUAUGAAUGUUGCCUGGAUGCUUUGUUCCCUGUCCCAUCUCAGGAGUGGGAGAGGAUCUUAGGGAGCUCAGGGAAAGAACAUCCUAGGAGCCAGAAUCCUCUAGGUUUUGUUUGGGCUGGAGGAAUGGCUUUCCAGGCUCCAGCUAUCCCUUGAAGGGGCUCAUGUAUGUAUGUGUGAAGGGCUCCGAGAUACCACAAGUACUGUAGUGCAUAGCACAGAAGAAACCUGGUGACCAGAAGCCUUUUGGAGCCAUGGCAAUGGUCCCAGAAUAAAUACAUGAAUUAGCACGAUAGAA
Antechinus flavipes (yellow-footed antechinus) is the source of this 4534-nucleotide messenger RNA. RefSeq names its product epsin 3 (gene EPN3). Gene Ontology annotation, cellular component: plasma membrane; clathrin vesicle coat; endosome. The transcript has 10 exons. Gene Ontology annotation, molecular function: phospholipid binding; clathrin binding. The record is from RefSeq and is a predicted model, not a curated record. Gene Ontology annotation, biological process: endocytosis. The coding region runs from base 2119 to 4041 and encodes 640 amino acids. NCBI's taxonomy places the organism in Eukaryota, Metazoa, Chordata, Mammalia, Dasyuromorphia, Dasyuridae.